Molecule: messenger RNA, 1824 nt
Organism: Anthostomella pinea
Lineage: Eukaryota; Fungi; Ascomycota; Sordariomycetes; Xylariales; Xylariaceae
Source: the annotation of a GenBank genome assembly
AUGGGCAUCCGAGGCUUCGGCCCAGCCGUUUCGGUGUAUGGAGUCUUCUCAUCUUUGAGUGGUGAUACCGUUGUCAUCGACGGACCAGCACUCGUGCAUUUGAUAUCGGCAGGCUGUUUGAGGCAGCGACCCGCUGGCUGUGGUUUCGUCUGCCACCCGUCGUAUUCUCUGCUCGGUCGCAUGGUUGUCGGAUGGCUCGAUGAGUUGCGAAGGCAUAACGUAAACGUGAGGAACAUAUAUUUCGAUGGCUAUCUGCCUCCAAGCAAGUGGGCCGUCCGGCAGGAACGACUGCUUGGAGAGUCCCGGAAGAUGAAGGAUUUGGUCGCUUCCCACCCCGUGGGCUCACCUUGCUCGCCCGAGAAUGCCUUUGCCGACUUGAAGGCCGAGAUAUCGCUCACUCAAUCCUUCGGCCGCUCAGCAGCAGAAAACCUACCCAAACCUCCUUUCUUGGUCCCAGCCGCCAUCGAAGCCCUUCGGAACAGUCAAUACUGGGGCCCUCUCAUUCAGGUAGUACCGGGUGAAGCUGACCUGUUCUGUGCCGAGGAUGUUCGGCAGAAGGGCGGUACCGUACUCACGAGUGACUCGGACCUGCUCAUCCAGGACCUCGGUGAGAACGGCAACGUAUGUUUCUUCGGGGAUAUUGUCCCAACCGAUCGCUUCGCCAAGGAGCUCGGAAUGUCAGCUUGCAAGAUCUCUUUCCACGAUAUCAAUAACCAACUAGGGAUCACCAACGUUGGCGGCCUGACACGGGUUGCCUUUGAAAAGGUCAACGGCAAUAUCCCCUUUAGCGAAGCUUUGAGGAGGGCCAAGAAUGAAGGCACCGUGGAUUUACCUGAAUUCCGGGGCUUUAGGGAAGAGCAUCAGAUGAAGGAUUACCUCCCGUCGGAUCACCCAGUACUCGGGGUGCUUUCGACUCUCGACCCUAGAAUAUCAGAAGUGGUUAUUCAAACCCUGCUCAUGGAAGGCAAUGGCACAGUACCCGGCUCAACUGAGGAGAAAGCUUCACGAGGCCCAGAGGAUCUCGCCAUGUUCCUGCCAAUCAUGAUAGAGAACCGCGAUCAGAAAAGCUGCUGGACGUUGAGCGCCGAUAUCCGCCAGGUUACAUAUUGUAUCUUGCAGAAGAUUGCACGUCACCAAUCCGCCAAGAUCAUCGAGUAUCGUAUGUUAGACGCGUCAAGUGCUUUGGCGGGGAGGCAACUUGAUAUUCCAGGUUAUGGCGAGACGAUCUCCCGCAGUGUGUCUGUGGUAAACACCCUUAACAAGUUGGGCGAGAAUUUUCCAGAGCCGGCAAUGCGGUGGUUCGCAUACGCAGUCUACCAGGAAGUUGAAUGGUCGGCUGCUGAACAACGAUCAUCUCUGUCAGCCAAACUCGUCAACCAGAUGACAGGCCCAUUCGGAAACACAGAAGAGUACUCGUGGGAUCUGAUACAUUUCACGGCCCAAGUUCAGGCCACAUUGUACUCUCUCCGGAUGCUAAGACAAGUUCUGCAUGUCGUCGCUUUCUUGGAUCGGGACACCUCGGCGGAAAUACAGCAACUGAGCGGACAGAUGGCCCCAUUCCCUCCCAUCGAUGAAUGGCCCACAGUUGAGGGCAUGCCUGAUCUCUUAAACAAAUUUGGAGAAGCGAAUGCGUUUGCUAUCAUCACGGACAUCCUUGAAAUUCCACCAUUCGAAGCUGCGGAGGCUCCCAACAAAACCACUCUUCCCAAGAAGCAGCAAAAGCGGAAACGCGGAAUCCUUCAGGGUCAGCGAGGUCAAGAGAGUUCCAAAAGAUCGCCUUCUGUCAACACCUUUGCGAUUCUGAGUCAGGAAAGCCAGGAUUGA